ACCAAUCAUCGGUGCCCAGCGGUUUGAACAAGAAGCGGGUCUGGCGAACUCAGAUUCAUACUGGAAAACAAUGGAGACACAAAAAAUAAUAUUAUAUAACGGUAUCAAUCACGGAGACGGGCUGAAACGCUUAUUUAGUUAGAUGGUGGUGUUACGAUGAGUUUAAUCGAUCUCUGUUAAUGAGUUAUAAAGGCGCUGACAUAGUUUUGUUAGCGCAAUUGACAGUUAACUUUAGCCUAGCUAUAGCAUUGGUCUCCUCUGGGUUAACACCGCUUAAUGCUUUUGAACGCUUUGAACCCCAGUUAGUUACAUUAACACGGUUAUAGCUGUAACUUUAAACAUGAACCCAGCAAAGCCGUUAAUUCUGAAGACGUACGGUAAACACAGGCGUGAACUGACCGCCUGGGUUUCACUGGAAAACCGCAAGCAGGCGUUCGACAGCACGUCCUCAGCGACGGACGGCGAUGUCUCCUGUGUUUGAACCCGCUAAACCUGCGAGGAUCAGAGAGAGGAGAGCUAGUGUUGCCAGUCGUAGGGCGGCGCGUCCUGCCAAGAAAAAGGCCAUGAAGUGUCUGACGGAGAAAAGCCUUAAUGAGGAGAAUAUCAGCAAUGAGGAGAACAUCUUCAUCCCCUCUCCUUCUCUUCCUCCUCCUCAGCUUGCUCAGCAGAGCAAGACAGCAAGAGGGAGGAAGGUUAGCGUUUGUGGUGGUAAAGCAGUCCGUCCUGCCAAGAGGAAAGCUGCGUCAUGUCUGCCAGUAAACAGCAGCGAUGAGGAGAACAUCAGCAGGCCCUCUCCUCCGUGCCGUCAGCCCGCUCAGCAGAGCAAGACAACCAGGAGAAGCUGGCUCGAGGCUGCUCCAGGAGUUUUGAUGAGGCAGAGAGGCCGGCAGACUCCAAUGACCAGCGAGAGUGAGGAGGACUCAGUGUGUGCUCCGAAAUGUCACAAGAAGUCAGUGCAAAUGAAGAGAGAUUCUUGUGUUCAUCCUCCUUCUGUGGGCCGCUUUGUAACCCGCCGCAGACGUGGGGCUGCCAUCAAACCCAAACUCCCUAAAGCAAUCAUCAGUAUACUCAACUCCUCAGACGACUUUACUUCUCCAGCCGUUUGUUCCAGUAAUAUUUUUCAGCCUUCUAAGAGGAGGAGGAGGAGGGUCCCUCCAGCAGUUUUGCUGUCGAGUGCAGAGAACUCAGUGAAUGCCGGAGGGACUUCCAGCUUCGCCACCAACAUCAUCCGAGAGAUUUCCCUCAAUGAGUCGGCAGAUCACAGCCUCGGACCCUGCACCAGGAAACCCAUCUUUUGCUCUACGCCCUCAGCAGCUUCCUUGAGUAAACGUCCACAUCUUAAGCCCUUUCCCAUCAGCGAUAAGUCCUCCACCUCUCUGUCCAUGUUGGUAAGCUGUAUAGGCCCCCAGAGCACAUUUCAAGAAGAUCUGGCCUCACCAGGGCAGCCGGUCUCCCCGCCACAUUCUGCACUCCACUCUGAGGAGAGGCUGCAGUCAAGCCUUGGUGGGCAAGAACCAGACCUGCAUCACCAAGAAGAACCCUCCAGUGAUUUAUUUAUGGACAAGAGAAGCAGCUGUAGUGAGGACGCCAAAGGCCAGAGCGAAAACUCAGCGACCAAGAAUGGUGGGGAAUUACAGAGUCUAAAUCUGCUCUCUACGGACAGUGAAAGUAGCAGUGACUUUGUGUCAGCAGCAGGAGGGUUAGAGUGGCUGAUAGAGGCUCUGAAGGAGAAAUGUUUGACCGAGCUCUGCACAGUGCAGCUGGAGAGAUUAGACAACCUCACUGUGACUCAGCUCUGCAGUCAAACAACCUAUUCAUCCUGUUUGGGACUUUCAAGCUCGGUUCACAGCCAGCAAACAAAUGAACAUCCACUGUGUGUGGACAGCGGUCAAACUACUGACUUUUUGCAGUCUUCAGAAGCAUCGUUUAAUCUUCAUUUAUCUGUGACAAAUAAGAGAGAUUGUUUGCAGUCAGUAAAUAGUCUUGACUCUCCUGAGCAGGCAGCCUCAGAUGACUGUAAGCAGUCAGCUGAAUACUCAUCAGCAUCAGUAUUUAAUGAUGAAUCUAUCCACCUCACAGAGAGCAGCGUGGAGUUUAUUAUGGGCACACAAUUACCAGCCAACAGCCCCGUACAAACACUGUUUACUGAGGAGGAGGCUGCAGCAGGAAAGGGCAAAUGUCUUGCUAAGAAAUGCAGCAUUCAGGUCAAACGUUUGGCCUUGUCACAAUUGACUGUUCAGCAACUCAAAGUGUUCACGCAGCAGAAAGAGGCUCGUUUAACUCAUGGUGAUAGGUCUGUUAAUCCAGAUGCAAACAAGUCUGAAAAUGACCACACAUGUAAGGCCGAUGACCCAGAAGAUCUCACAAGUUCAGGAAAAACCACAGAGGGAAUGACAGGGUUUGUUCGACGGUCAGUAAACAGUGGAUGUUCAGUAGCCCAGACACAGUCCAGUGAUCCAGAAAUGGAGGAAAAGGCAGCGGUGCUCACAACGAUGCUGAAGGAAAAAUGUCAGUCUGACAAACUCACUGUUAGGAUAAAGAGAGCAACUUUAUCACAGUUGGAAGAAAUUCUGCAGCUCAAAGACAAAAAGCUUAAAUCACCCACAGUUGUGUCAGACUCAGCCAGCGACGACCAGAUAAAGAAAGACCACCAAUCUGAGAGUGAUGUUAAUCUCUGUGAUGAAGACGCGUCUAUGAAAGUUAAUCAGAAAAAGAGGCGCUCAACUAGUUCUGAAGACAAAACUGCCUCAGACAAAGAAAGAGCUGGAAAGAGCUCCUGUGACAUCCAGCCCAAAAGAAAAAAGAUGUCUCUGGCUCCUAAAGAAAAGAAAAGGAGGAGCAUGUCUACGGACCGACCUGGGACAACCAGGAAGGCAUGUGUGAGCGGCAUGAGUGUGAGUCGCUGGAAAAACAAAGGCGGCGCCGCUGGCACAUGCCUGCGGACAGCCAGUGUCAAGGCUGUGGACUGCAGCAUCAGUGAGCUGUUCUCCACACACCACAAACAGCCGAGGGAGCUCGGAGCCACCAUGAAUUUCUCCACCCCAGUGAGAGGGAGUCGGCUCAACCUCUCGUCUCUGUUGGCCGACUUAACGCCAAACACGCACACCUGGAGCCGACUCAAGGCCGCCCUCUCUGUUCAUCGCAAAGGCAUGGUGCUACUCACUCCGAGGAGUUUACACCUGUCGGGCUCACCUGGACGGACGGCUGGGGCAGCAGACAUCAGCCAGGAUCUCUUUGCCACACCCUUGCGGACACCACUCCCCAAACACCUCCAGUCACAGCUGUACCAUGAUUCUCUGGUUGUGUGUGAGGAUUCAGAUCUGUCGGAUGCAGAGAAGGUGUACGCUGAGUGUGGUCAGCAGCGUCCUCUGCCCUGGGAGGAGUGCAUCCUCCCUCACCGCAUGAAACGGUGUGUUAAGAUCGGGGAGGGGACGUUUGGUGAGGUCUUCUCCACCACCAACGCCUCAGGAGACACUGUUGCUCUCAAAAUAAUUCCAGUAGAGGGCAGUGAGAAGGUGAACGGAGAGAACCAGAAAACCUUUGGGGAAAUCCUACAUGAGAUUAUUAUCUCAAAGGAGCUGAGCAGUCUAAAAGAGAAGGAACAAAACCAGACUCACAGCUUUAUCGGACUCAAUGAUCUCCACUGCGUUCGAGGCUGCUACCCUACAGAUUUCCUGAACGCCUGGGACACAUUUGACCAAAAGAAAGGCUCUGAGAAUGACAGACCAGAUUUCUUUGAAAAGGAUCAGUUGUUCAUAAUCCUGGAGUUUGAGUUUGGAGGUAUUGAUCUAGAGAACAGCAAUGGAACGCUGGCGUCUUUGGGGGUGGCAAAGAGUAUCCUUCAUCAAGUUACUGCUGCCUUGGCUGUUGCUGAGAGGAGCUUUAAUUUUGAACACAGGGAUCUCCACUGGGGCAAUGUGCUGGUCAAAACAACCAAACAGAAGAAGGGGAGCUUCCUCCUGAACGGAACGACCCACUCUCUGGAAACCAGGGGGGUGCUGGUCCGCAUCAUUGACUACUCUCUCUCCAGACUAGAAAUCGAUGAUCUGACGGUGUCUUGUGACAUCUCCAACGAUGAGGAGCUUUUCAUGGGCCAGGGAGAUUACCAGUUUGAUAUCUACAGACUGAUGAGACAGGAGAAUGGAAACAACUGGAGUGACUUCCACCCUCAUACCAAUGUGCUGUGGCUCCACUACCUGUGCUCCAAGCUGCUUUCCAUGAAGUACCGGGGCUCAGGAGGGAAGAGCGCCAAGGACAUGCGAGAAGAGCUCACUCGUUUCUAUGACAACGUCCUCCAGUACAGCUCUGCCACUGAGGCGCUGCAGAACUGCCCCAUGUUUCAGUAGUUGUGUGAACAGAUGAACACAUGAAGUGUGAGGAAGCUCAAGUUGGCCUCCUAUAGUCACCAGUCUGACCCUUAACGACCUCUGAUAUGUAAAGGCAGUUAUUGACUGACUUGUAACACAAUGAGAGAUGGAGGUCACCUAAUGUACAGAGCUGUCAUUUGACAAAUGAUAUUAAAAUAACCAUGUGAAAAUGAUGUACCCAUGUGUUAUUAAUGGAACUUAUCUUGUACAGGCUGAAUACAUUUUUAACUCUUUCUUUUAAUUUAGAAAAAAAUAUUUUUAAUAAAUUUUCAUCAGAUUUUUAUACCAUCUUUAAGUGGUACUGUGCUCACAUUUUUUGCAGUCUGUGUUAGUGCUUAUAUGACUAAUCCUUUCUGAAUUAAUCACCAACUAUUUUGAUGGAUGAUUAAUUUGCCCGUCAAGGAAUAAUGCCAGAUAUUUUCUGGUUUUAGCUUCUCAGAUGUGAGGAUUUAAUCUCUUUUAUAUGGGAUCUUUGUAAACUGAAUAUUGAUAUGGUCUCUGGUGUUGGUUUAACCAGCACCAUGAGAAAUGUUAAUGGACAUUAUCUUUUUCUGACAUUUAAUAGACUAUAUGAUUAAUUAAAAAAAUAGAUCAAGACACCAGCCACAAUAUGUACACAUGCCAUAUAAUCUGUAGAAUCUCAAAAAUCAUGUUACAAUAUCAUGUAACUAGCUUUGUAUAUAGUUUGAUCUCUGUGCCACAGUUUUAUCUUUUCAAAAUAUGGGUGAUGAAAAUUAAUGAACUACGGGUGGAAUAAGGGUCAUGAAUGUGCUGGGUUUUUUUUGCAAUAAAACCUAAAACAUGA
Lates calcarifer (barramundi perch) is the source of this 5172-nucleotide messenger RNA. It is a transcript of the gene haspin, whose product is annotated as histone H3 associated protein kinase. NCBI's taxonomy places the organism in Eukaryota, Metazoa, Chordata, Actinopteri, Centropomidae. Gene Ontology annotation, molecular function: histone H3T3 kinase activity; ATP binding. Gene Ontology annotation, cellular component: nucleus; cytoplasm. The record is from RefSeq and is a predicted model, not a curated record. Gene Ontology annotation, biological process: intracellular signal transduction; protein phosphorylation; mitotic cell cycle.